Messenger RNA from Knipowitschia caucasica, 291 nucleotides. NCBI's taxonomy places the organism in Eukaryota, Metazoa, Chordata, Actinopteri, Gobiiformes, Gobiidae. The record is from the annotation of a GenBank genome assembly.
AUGAAGGCUCCACACGACUCGCCAUUACCCCCCCGCCGCGCUCUCACUCUCGGCGACCUGCAUCUGCACCAACCGCCAGUGAAAAGUGCUGUUCCCCGCAGCAGAGCGCCACGCAGCUCUGUGCUCCUCUGCUCCUCUGCUCCUCUGCUCCACCCAGAGAUCCUCUGUGCCCGCGGGGGGACACUGGGACCAGCCCUGAUCAACGCUCCACCUGAGCCGCUUCUGCAAACACAGCACAAUCAAACUGAAGCUAAGAACCUUCAACACCGGAGCUGUAAUGCUUCCACCUAG